Centruroides sculpturatus (bark scorpion) is the source of this 892-nucleotide messenger RNA. RefSeq lists its product as uncharacterized. Gene Ontology annotation, cellular component: membrane. The record is from RefSeq and is a predicted model, not a curated record. The transcript is spliced from 4 exons. NCBI's taxonomy places the organism in Eukaryota, Metazoa, Arthropoda, Arachnida, Scorpiones, Buthidae. The coding region runs from base 129 to 560 and encodes 143 amino acids.
UAAGAGCACAAAAAAAUGCGUCAUAACUUACACAAAAUUGUCAUACGUCAUCACUUGGUGAAAUCGAAAACAAUUCGAAAUUUCGAAAUCCGAAGAAUCGUGUGUAUCGAAGAAGUCGAUAAUUGAAAAUGGCCAACGUCCAGUUCUUCAAAACUCCUUACGCAAUGUUCAGAAUCUUUGAAUUGCUAUUGUCAAUUAGUGGAAUCGUUACUAUUUCAAAUUCUUUCUACUGCGGUAAUGUUUUCAGAGCAGAGUUCUACGAAUCCGCUUGUAUCGCUGCUGUGAUCUUUAUUGUAAUCUUUGUAAUACUCUAUUUUUUCAAAAUGAUCGAUUAUUUUUCUCAAUAUUUCAACGUGGGAAUAUUGAUGUUUAUAAUCGAUCUCAUUUUUACCGUCGUGUUUGCAAUUUCUGGAGUUUACAUGAUAUUCAGCAUUGUCAAGUGUUCGAAAGUUAGAAUAGCAAGAAUUUUUGCUGCUAUUAUAGCAAUGCUGACUUGUGCCUGUUUCUUUACUUCUUCAUCUUUCGAUUUUCGUUGGUUUCAAGCAAGUCAACCUUUCUGAGGCAUUUUCGUUGUGCACUUGUGCAGAAAACAUACGUUUAUGCAAAAACUGUUCAUUUCUCGUUAUUUUCGUAUUAUAGUAUAUAUCUGAUUAGUUUCAAUUCACUUAAUUUUAAUUGUUUAUGCAUCGAUUAUUUAUCAAUAAUUUUAAUGACAUCUUAUAAAUAAAAUAUAAUCUUGAAUAUUUAGUUUCACAUUAAUAUGUGUAACAUCUAAUACUUAUAUUUCCAUAAAUAAAAUAUUUUGUUAAAUGCUUAUACAGUAGAGCAUCGAUUAUCCGACUCAAUUGGGGACUCAGGUUGGUCGGAUAACUGAAAAAUCGGAUAAGCGAAA